This is a messenger RNA of Brassica napus (rape), 981 nucleotides long. RefSeq names its product putative F-box/LRR-repeat/kelch-repeat protein At1g11620. The record is from RefSeq and is a predicted model, not a curated record. The annotation marks the transcript as partial. The transcript is spliced from 2 exons. NCBI's taxonomy places the organism in Eukaryota, Viridiplantae, Streptophyta, Magnoliopsida, Brassicales, Brassicaceae.
CACGUGGUCGAUCCUCCGUCCUUGAUCGUCCAAGACUUUACCCUUAUAAAAACUCGAACAUGUAGUCCAAUUAGGGUGUACAAGACUGUUCAUAGCGACGGUUUGUUGUUGUGUGUCAUGGACAACCAGCUUUUGGUUAGGAACCCAUUACUGAAGGAAACAACCUGGAUCAAAUGCGGUAGUGACUUUCACCAACGAGAUGAUGCUUACAGCCUUGGAUACCUCAGCCACUGUGAUUACAGAAUCUUAAGGUUCCGUUGUGCUAGUAAUUCCAGAAAUAGACCUUCAAGGGUCGAGGUCUGUGAAGUUGCAUCCAAGACAUGGAAGGUUAUAGAUAACAUCAGUUUUGAUUGGUUCCUUAGUGUGCCGUUGUCGAUUCUCUCUCUGAGAGGAACUCCUUAUUGUAUAGGUCUUCGAGAAGAUCAUACAGCUUUUGUACAAAGCUAUGAUUUUUACAAAGAAAGGUUUCAGCCCAUAGAUGACUUGCCAUUCAGCUAUGAUGAGUUGAAUCCUAUUGCACUAGAGAUUUAUAAAGGAGAUAGGCUUUCGGUGUUGGAGCAAUGUCGCAAAACAAGGAAGAUAUGCAUAUGGGUGAAGCAUUGGCUCAUGCUUACUUCUUGGACCAAAUUGGUGGUCGUGGACAUACCAGAGUUUCCGCUUUUAUAUCCACGUCCCACCCUCGUUUCUACGAAUUAUUAUUUCGACAAAAACGAUAGGCUUGUUAUAACUUAUAAUGAUACUGACAUGAAGGGUCUAUCUAUUAUCAGAGUCAUCAACGACAAGGAUUUCCAAGUAAUUAAAGCCGAUGAAGGGGAAUGUGGUUUCCCUUUUUUAUGCAGCUACGUUCCUAGCUUUGUUAGGGUUCCAGGGUUUUCGAAGCAAGACACAAGUCGGAUUCGCUGGAAAAAACGUAGAUUCAACGAGUUUGUGUAUACAAUUUAUUUGUUCUUUCGUGUGAUUCUUUUUGCUUUGGACUAUUAA